Molecule: messenger RNA, 2288 nt
Organism: Quercus lobata
Lineage: Eukaryota; Viridiplantae; Streptophyta; Magnoliopsida; Fagales; Fagaceae
Product: Pentatricopeptide repeat (PPR-like) superfamily protein
Exons: 1
Coding region: 137-2245 (702 amino acids)
Biological process (GO): RNA processing; mitochondrion organization
Cellular component (GO): mitochondrion
Molecular function (GO): protein binding; mRNA binding
Source: RefSeq, a predicted model, not a curated record
GAAAGGCAAGAGUCUUUUGUCUGUGUUGUACUGAAAGGCAGACGAGUCUUUACUCACCCAAAAACAACACGAGGCCACAAACCCAUCUUUUGUUUUACCUUUGAAAUUUGAAUGAAUCCCAUGAACACAACUUCAAAUGGUUUCCUUUUUAUUUCUUCUCAAAUCCCAUAGCUUUCAACACAAAACACCAAUCCCCAUUUCACUCUUCUUCACUCUCAGAACACUUUGUACCAAUCAACAACAUGACUUUUGCACCAUUCCAACACAACCCAAUUCACCAUCACCAUCACCAUCUCAUUCACUUGUUAGAACUGUUUGUUCAUUGGUCUGUGACUCUUACUACCAACAACCCCACUUCACAACCUCACCCCCAAACAUUACCCUUCACCUAAAUGCUGAGUCUUUAACUCAUGAACAUGCCAUUACAGUCGUUGCUUCGCUUGCUAGCGAGGCGGGUUCGAUGGUAGCAUUAAGUUUCUUCUAUUGGGCAAUUGGGGUUUCCAAGUUUCGCCAUUUUAUGCGGCUUUACAUAGUGUGUGCAGUGGCAUUGAUUGAUAAUGGAAAUAUGGUGAGAGCCCAUGAAGUGAUGCAGUGUAUGGUGAGAAAUUUUUGUGAGAUUGGGAGGUUUAAGGAGGCUGUGGAUAUGGUUAUCGAGAUGCGGAAUCAGGGGUUGGCGCGGAGUACUCAUACUUUGAAUUGUGUUAUUGGAAUUGGGUGUGAAAUGGGUCUUGUUGAAUAUGUAGAGAACGUGUUCGAAGAAAUGUGUGUGAGAGGGGUGUCUCCUGAUUGUUGUAGUUAUAAGUUGAUGGUUGUUGGUUAUUGUAGGAUUGGUAGAAUUUUGGAGGCAGAUAGGUGGUUGAGUAAAAUGGUUGAGAGAGACUUUGUUGUGGACAACGCGACGUUGACAUUAGUUAUCACUGCGUUUUGUGAGAAGGGUUUUGCGAAUAGGGCGUGUUGGUAUUUUGAUAAGAUGAUUGAGAUGGGUUUGACACCAAAUGUGAUUAAUUUCACUUCUUUGAUUCAUGGGUUGUGCAAGAAGGGAAGCAUUAAGCAAGCGUUUGAAAUGUUGGAGGAAAUGGUGAGGAAAGGUUGGAAACCUAAUGUCUACACCCAUACAGCGUUGAUUCAUGGGCUUUGCAAGAAGGGAUGGACUGAGAAGGCUUUUAGACUAUUUCUUAAGCUUGUCCGGAGUGAUACUUACAAGCCUAAUGUUCACACAUAUACAACUAUGAUCGGUGGGUAUUGCAAGGAGGAGAAGUUGAACCGUGCUGAGAUGUUAUUGAGUAGAAUGAGAGAACAGGGAUUGAUUCCCAAUACCAACACAUAUACCACUCUCAUUGAUGGGCAAUGUAAAGUGGGGAAUUUUGAAAGAGCAUAUGAGUUGAUGAACAUAAUGAAUAAUGAAGGUUUUGCUCCUAAUAUAUUUACAUAUAAUGCAAUUAUUGAUGGCCUCUGCAAAAAGGGAAGGGCUCAUGAGGCUUAUAAAUUGCUGAAGAAGGGUUUUCGACAUGGAUUGCAAGCUGAUAGAGUUACAUAUACUAUCCUCAUAUCAGAGCAUUGCAAGCAGGCAGAUACAAAGCAAGCCUUGGUGUUUUUCAAUAAGAUGGUCAAAGCUGGCCUUCAACCCGAUAUACAUACAUAUACGACAUUGAUUGCUGCCUUUUGUAGGCAACGAAGAUUAAAAGAAAGCGAGAAGUUUUUUGAAGAAGCUAUCAUGCUUGGCCUGGUCCCAACAAAGGAGACUUAUACAUCCAUGAUAUGCGGGUAUUGUAGGGAUGGGAACAUUAAAUUGGCUGUAAAAUAUUUUCAUAGGAUGAAUGAUCAUGGCUGUACACCGGACAGUAUUACUUAUGGUGCUCUCAUAAGUGGGCUUUGCAAAGGAUCUAAGUUGGAUGAGGCUCACCGGUUAUAUGACAUCAUGAUAGACAAGGGCCUAUCCCCUUGUGAAGUUACUCGGUUGACAUUGGCUCAUGAGUAUUGCAAAAUAGAUGAUUCUGCUACUGCCAUGAUAAUAUUAGAAAGACUAGACAAAAAGCUGUGGAGCCGAACAGUGAAUACCUUGGUCAGGAAGCUUUGUAGUGAGGGGAAAGUGGGCAUAGCAGCUUUGUUCUUUCAUAGAAUAUUAGAUAAGGACCGUAAUGUGGAUCGUGUGACUUUGGCAGCAUUUAUGACCGCAUGUUAUGAAAGCAACAACUAUGCUCUUGUUUCUAGCUUGUCCGAUAGGAUCUCUAAAGGAAUUGGUUAGCAGCCAUUGUUUAAUCUAGAUGGGUGAAUUCGUCUGUGUUGAA